CGGUACCGAACCCGUUGUAAGGGGGAGCUGGGGGAAUUCCCGGCUGUAAGGUUUACCGAGAGGCCGGUAUCUCAAGCCAUUUUUUUUGUGUUGCUGCUUUCCCGAAGACAGCUCCAACUCCUGAGCAGCGUCUGUCUGUGUAUGUGUGUGUGAGAGAGAGAGAGAGAGAGCGCGCCGGUCGCUAUCCUCCAGCAGAAACAGACUCUCUGGGCUAACACUGGUGAAGGAAGAUGACCCUCUGUGUUCCUUUGCUCUGCGUUCCCCUGCUGGAUGUCAUUGCUACCUGGACUCUGAACCUGGCUCUGUGUCACUGGGGCCUGGCUGAGCCAGUGCUGGCUCUCUGGCUGCUCUCGCUGCUGCGUGUGGGUCUGCUGACUGUCAUGCUGCAGGCCUGCUCGCUUUCCCAGUCCGAGCUGCCGGCCUGGCUGCAGCCCCAGGAGCUCUCCUGGAUACUGCUCGUUUCCAGCCUGCUCACUCCGGCCUACGUCAGCCUGUCAGCCGCCGCCGGCCUCCCCUCCGCUGAGAUGCUGUACGGGCUGCACAACUGGAGCGCCCUGGCCCUCAACUAUGCCAGCACGGGCCUGGUCUUCCUCCUGCGCUGGCACUUCUUUCCCCCUAGCUCCGACGGGCAGCCCGUGGGCGAGGCCGGCUCCAAGGCCACCCUGUCUCGACUGCUGGCCUGUAUGAAACCCAACAUCGGCCACUUCCUCCUAGUGGCUCUGUUCCUGGUCCUGUCUUCACUGGGGGAGAUGGCGAUACCCUAUUACACUGGCCGGAUGACCGACUGGGUGAUGAACGAGGACGACCCAUCAGCGUUCACCAACUCUAUCAUCGCAAUGUCCCUGAUCACCAGCGCAAGUGCUCUGACAGAGUUUAUCUGUGACUGUGUCUACAAUGUUACAAUGACGCGUAUCCACACACGUAUCCAGAGCUCCGUGUUUCGAUCAGUGGUCAAGCAGAAGAUUUGUUUCUUUGACACAGAGCACACAGGUGACAUCACAUCCCGGAUCACCACGGAUACGAACACUAUGAGUGAGUCACUGACCGAGAAAUUGAGCCUGUUGAUGUGGUACCUGAUGCGGGCCUUCUUUCUCCUGAUCUUUAUGGUCAAGCUGUCCUUUAAACUGACCUUGUUCAGCAUCAUAGGCAUGUUCAUCAUCAGUAUCGUCCCGAAGUACACCGGCAAAUACUACCAGAAACUGGCAGUCGAUGUUCAGGAAUCCCUGGCCAAGGCGAACGACGUGGCGAUGGAAACCUUCUCCUCAAUGAAGACUGUGCGGAGCUUUGCCAAUGAGGAUGGCGAGUCUCGUCGCUAUAGUGACCGGCUGGAGGACACAUACCGCCUCAACAAGAAGGAGGCAGCAGCCUACGCUGGCUUCAUGUGGACCAACAGCCUGUCAGACCUGGCGUUGAAGGUCACCCUGCUCUACAUCGGAGGUUGCCUGGUCUCAGGAGGCAGUGUUUCGAGUGGGACUCUCGUCUCCAUGAUCUUCUACCAGCUACAGUUCACCACUGCCAUCGAGGUGCUGAUCUCUGUCUAUCCCAAUGUGAAGAAAGCUGUUGGGGCAUCAGAGAAGGUGUUUGAGUACAUAGACCAGCCGCCUGAUCCCGCUACACUGGGCACCUUGGCACCACAGUCACUCCGGGCACACGUCGAGUUCCGGAAUGUAACCUUCUCGUACCCGAAACGACCAAACACACCCGUGUUGAAGAACGUCUCCUUUGAGCUGAAGUGUGGUGAGAUCACGGCCCUGGUGGGACCCUCCGGAGGGGGUAAGACGACGUGUGUGAACCUGCUGGAGAGGUUUUAUCAACCUCAGUCCGGACAGAUCCUGCUGGAUGGCAGACCCAUUGAGGAAUAUGAACAUAAAUAUUACCACAGCAAGGUGGCACUGGUGAGUCAGGAGCCGGUGCUUUUCGCUCGCUCAGUGGAGAGGAACAUUGCGUAUGGCCUGGACCAGCAGCCACUGCCAUCUACAUUGGAGGAGGCAGCUACCCGCGCUGAUGCUCACCACUUCAUCACCACACUGCAGGAGCAAUACAAGACUGAUGUCGGUGAGAAGGGCAAACAGCUCUCCGGGGGUCAGAAGCAGCGAGUGGCCAUUGCCCGAGCUCUGAUCCGACACCCCCUUGUCGUGAUUCUCGAUGAUGCUACCAGCUGCCUGGACGGAAUCAGUGAGAACACGGUGCUACAGUCUGUGUACAAUGGUAACCGGCAGCGUGCAGUGUUAGUCAUUGCUCACCGUCUCAGUACCAUCGAGAGGGCUGACCACAUUGUGGUGUUGGAGGCUGGCACCGUGGUGGAGGAAGGCACACAUCAGGAGCUGCGGGAAAACGGCGGCUGUUACCAGCGGCUGCUCCAGAAACACUUCCAGGGCUUUGGAAAGAUUACGGAAGAGGAAGAGCCUGAGCUAUUGGAGAACUGAGGGAGUCCGUCAGGUCCAGGAGCUGGAGACAGGCUGGGAGGUCACAGUACACAGGGACUGACGGAGACAGAGAGACUGGGUGUGGACAGACAGACAAUGACAGCACAGAGAGACAGACAAAAACAUAGACAGAGACACAGACAGAGAUAUUUACAGACAAACAGGGACAGACAGACAGACAGAGAGGUGGACAGAAACAUGGACAGAGAGACAGACAGACAGACAAUGACACCACCUUGAGACAGAUAGUCAGAGAUAGAGAUGUGGACAGACAGGCAGAGAUGUAGACAGAGACAGAGAGAAGCCAGUCACGACAGACCAGUUCAAAGACUGAUGGAGCUCACAUUCAGUGACAGAUCGGGUCAGAGGCCAGUCCGGGUGACUGGAAAUCCAUUUUUUAUUACUGUACAUGCUUACACUUCCUGACUUUGUUUUGUAAAUUCUCCGCGUUGUAAAUUGUCCAUGAAUUAUUAUGUCAUUCGAUGCUUGACGUUGAGUGUAUUUUCGACUGUAGAUACUGUUCAAUAAAAGUUGUUUCUGUAACCCCACGGGUUGGAAAUCUGCAGGUUAAAA
Molecule: messenger RNA, 2999 nt
Organism: Hemiscyllium ocellatum (epaulette shark)
Lineage: Eukaryota; Metazoa; Chordata; Chondrichthyes; Orectolobiformes; Hemiscylliidae
Gene: tap1
Product: transporter 1, ATP-binding cassette, sub-family B (MDR/TAP)
Exons: 12
Coding region: 231-2426 (731 amino acids)
Biological process (GO): transmembrane transport
Cellular component (GO): membrane
Molecular function (GO): ATP hydrolysis activity; ABC-type oligopeptide transporter activity; ATP binding
Source: RefSeq, a predicted model, not a curated record